Messenger RNA from Paralichthys olivaceus (Japanese flounder), 5247 nucleotides. It is a transcript of the gene epha2b, whose product is annotated as eph receptor A2 b. The record is from RefSeq and is a predicted model, not a curated record. Gene Ontology annotation, biological process: protein phosphorylation; axon guidance; ephrin receptor signaling pathway. NCBI's taxonomy places the organism in Eukaryota, Metazoa, Chordata, Actinopteri, Pleuronectiformes, Paralichthyidae. Gene Ontology annotation, molecular function: ATP binding; protein binding; transmembrane-ephrin receptor activity. Gene Ontology annotation, cellular component: dendrite; plasma membrane.
CACACACACAAACAAACACACACACAUUCCAGCAGGAGGAGUCCGUGACGUGCCGCCCGUUUGUGAAUGAGCAGCAGCGCAGCACUCCGCUCAGAGCAGAGUCUCAGCCAAGCCCAGGAGCGCAGAGAGAGCGAGAGGAAAAGUUUGCCAAAUGGAUUUCUUUGGAGGAGUCAGACCUUUAUUAUUUUCUUAUGUACUCAUUAACGGUAUACUCAUCACACUGCAGACCAAAGAGGAGGUUCUUUUGGAUAUGAGGGCAACAGGAGGUGAACUGGGCUGGUUGACAUGGCCCGUAGAUCAGGGAGACAAGCCUGGGUGGGAGGUCGUCCAGAGGACUCUGAACGGCUCCCAGCUCUACACCUACUCCAUCUGCAAUGUUGGUGAACGUGAGCAGGACAAUUGGCUGCGCACCACCUUCAUCCAGAGGCGUCCAUCGGCUUCACGGGUUUUUGUUGAAAUCCAGUUUAUUGUGCGUGACUGCAACUCUUUCGAUGGUGCCUCACUGACCUGCAAAGAAACUUUCAACCUCUUCACAUCUGAGUCGGACGCAGACGUGGGCACUACCUUCCGCAAGGGCCAGUUUAAGAAAGUGGCCACCAUAGCUCCCGAUGAGAUCACCAGCAAAAACGAACUACGCAUCAACACAGAGACGCGAGUAGUGGAAAACCUGUCCCGAAAAGGCUUCUACUUGGCUUUUCAAGACAUUGGCGCCUGCGCUGCUCUCCUCUCUGUCAGGGUCUACUACAAAACUUGUGCAGCCACAGUGAAGAGUCUUGCAACAUUCCCUGAGACCGUGGCAGGAGGUGAAAACCAGGCUCUUAGGGAGGUGAACGGGGUCUGUGUGGAUAACGCAGUCAGUGAGGCGCUGCCUCGUAUCUACUGCACUGUCGAUGGGGAGUGGGUGGUGCCAGUUGGACAGUGUCAGUGCAGACAAGGCUAUGAAGAGGUCAAGGAUUCAUGUCAAGAAUGUCGGCCUGGCUUCUUCAAAGCUGAUGCUCUCAGUGUCAAGUGUGAGCCUUGUCCUGCCAACACACAGAGGCUCGACUCCGGGGCUUUGUUAUGUCCCUGCAAGGAUGGAUUCUACAGAGCCCCAUCUGAUCCCCCAACUGGACCCUGCUCAGGUCUUCCCUCUGCCCCGCGGGACCUCAUGGCCACCACCACCCAGCUCUCAGCAGGAAAACUCCUCCUCUCUUGGACUCCACCAGAAGACACCGGUGGGCGAACUGACAUCACCUACAGCGUCGAAUGCCAACGCUGCGAGGGCAUAGUGUGCCAGCCCUGCGGAGAGAAAAUCCGCUAUGAGCCCACCAGCGUGGGCCUGACUGACACCAAGGUUUCAGUGAGCGAACUGGAUGCUCACCUCAACUACACCUUCACCGUGGAGGCGCACAGUGGCGUGACGCUGUCCGCUAGUCAGGAGACUCCACAGGCUAAUAGACCACCAUCCACCAGCGCUCUGACUACGUUUCUGCACUACACAGAUCCUCCCAAGUUAACCACUAUGAGACUGGUUGACAGGACUUCCACCAGCUUGUCCCUCUCCUGGGACGUUUCACCCCGACCACGGGUCCACCCUCAGCCCAUCCGCUAUGAACUGACCUAUCGCAAGAAGGGUGACAACCUGGAUGUGACUACCUACGUCGUGCACAUGCUGGAGAAGAACUCUGUACAGAUCAGCGAACUGGCCCCCGGCACAGCGUACCUGUUCAGGGUGCAGGCCCUCAGCAGCGACGGCAGCCCUGGAGGCUCCAGCAUCGAGGAACAGUUUGAAACUUCCUCUGAAGGACACUCUAACCCGAACACAGCAGUCAUUUUGGCUGCAGCAGUUGGAGGAGCGGCCAUGUUGUCCGUAGUGGUGGUGGUCCUGUUCCUACGCAGACGGAAAAGAAACUCUCACACCAGACAAGGACCAGAGGACACGUACUUCUCCAGCUCAGAGCAAUUGAAGCCUCUGAAGACCUACGUGGAUCCACACACAUACGAGGACCCCAACAUAGCCGUGCUGAAGUUUGCUACUGAAAUCCAACCCAGCCACAUAACCAAACAGAAAGUCAUUGGAGCUGGGGAGUUUGGAGAGGUGUACCGUGGUAUUCUGAAGGUGCCGGGUAGGAAAGAGGUGGCGGUAGCUAUCAAGACACUUAAGCCGGGUUACACGGAGAAGCAGAGGCAGGACUUUCUGAGCGAGGCCUCCAUCAUGGGCCAGUUUUCCCACCAGAACAUCAUUCGAUUGGAGGGGGUGGUCACCAAAUGUAAGGAUUUCUUUAAGCAUGCCAUGAUCGUGACUGAAUACAUGGAGAAUGGAGCACUGGACAGGUACCUGAGGGACCACGAUGGAGAGUUUUCUUCCUUCCAGCUUGUGGGCAUGCUGCGUGGCAUUGCUGCAGGCAUGAAGUACCUCUCUGACAUGAGCUACGUCCACCGGGACCUUGCUGCCCGCAAUAUCCUAGUCAACAACACCCUGGAGUGUAAAGUGUCAGACUUUGGCCUGUCCCGUGUGCUGGAAGACGACCCUGAGGGGACGUACACCACAAGUGGAGGCAAGAUCCCCAUUCGGUGGACAGCUCCAGAGGCAAUAGCGUACAGGAAGUUCACCUCAGCUAGUGAUGUGUGGAGCUUUGGCAUCGUCAUGUGGGAGGUCAUGGCUUUUGGCGAAAGGCCUUACUGGGACAUGAGUAACCAUGAGGUCAUGAAAGCUAUCAACGAGGCCUUUAGGCUGCCGGCGCCUAUGGACUGCCCCUCAGCCGUUUACCAGCUGAUGCUGCAGUGUUGGCUGCAGGAUCGCUCCAAGAGGCCACGUUUCGGAGACAUUGUCAGCCUGCUGGACAAGCUGCUGCGGAGCCCAGACUCCCUAAAGACCAUCGCAGACUUUGACCCACGUGUAUCCAUCCGCCUGCCCAGCACCAGCGGUUCGGACGGCUCCCCCUUCAGGUCGGUGUCUGAAUGGCUGGAGUCCAUCAAGAUGAGCCAGUACAGUGAAAACUUCACGUGCGCUGGGAUCGUCACCAUGGACCAGGUCCUCCAGAUGAAGAACGAGGAUAUUAAGAACAUUGGGGUGAGGCUCCCUGGCCAUUUGAAGAGAAUUGCCUACAGCAUAUUGGGUUUAAAGGACCAGACGAGCACCCUGAGCGUGUUUGCAGUGUGAUCGUGACGACGAAGGGAAUUAAAAUCGGGCACUGAAGCAGGCAGCCCUUUGAACUCUAAGCUGAGCUGGAGCGACUCUGCAGGGACGGCGCUGGAUCGGCCAAACCAAGAGGAAUAUCAGGCCAUCCUCUGGGGCCGACUGAAUCAGACUGAUUUUAUGAUUUCUUCAUCUUGUCCACAUGGGAAUGGAGCAAAUUACACAACAGCAGUAGAUGACUCGAUUCAACUCUGUAUAUUUAGAUAUCUAUUUUUAUUAUCCAUCUCUUCUGUACAGAUACAAUUCAUUGCAAAUGCAUCUAUUUUUUUUCAAUCAUCAAUCCAAUUGUGGGAACCGCCACAGCUACAGGACUAGACCCUGAGCUUGUUCCCUCCAGUGUCUAACAAACAAGGGAAGCGAAGUAAGUGUGAUAGUAGUGGUGCAGUGGAAUCCAGUCCCGGCUCAGUCUGUGGUUAGUGCUGAUGUCAUGGCGUCUCCCUUUAAUUGGCACUUUUUGGUUCCUUUCCCAUUGGACCAAUGAGGACAGAGCGCCAGGAGGACUGAGAUGAGCUUGAGUUGGCCCACAUUUAAAGAGACAGUGUCGUUAGGUGUGUGAACACAGACCGACCUGGUGUUGUUUCUGGACCUUCUACUGGCUCUGUGCAGAAAUUAAGCUAUAAUCAAGCUAGAAUCAUAUAAGUGAUGUUAGAAUAUAUAUGAGGUACUCUUUGUGUACAGAUUCACUGUUUCCUUUUUUCUUUGUGUUUGGGCAAAAACCAAAAAAAAAACAAAACAUUGGGAUUAUGAACUUAUAAUGUAGCACUUGGAUCAAGAAUUUCAUGAUCUCUUUUCUUUUUGUCUCAGAAUUGCAAGAAAAAUGGUGACCACACACAAACUCCUGAACUAAAGGAAUGGUAUCAGAAGCUUUUUUCAGACUCCAGAGAAUGUCCUCACAAUGGGGUGCGGACUUUCUCCGGAGUUUGAUUUUAACACAUGAUCAACGCAGCAGGUUUUCAGCUCAGACGUUCUUACUGGUGAAUCCUCUGGAGGAUCUCCUGCUGUUUUCUAACAUCAGGUUUUUCAGACAUUAUCCAAAGGUUUUAAUAGUGGGCUGGCAGGAAAAACUUUUCACAUACAGCCCCUCCAGCGAAUGUCCGGAGAUUAUUCGUAGUUCAGUGCUUGUCUGAGAGCAGCUGAGGUGAGAAAUUCAACAAGUUUCAAUUAGAGUGCAGCACAUGUGUUAGCAUGCCGGUAAUGAAGAGGCAGGUAGUGAAGUUUGCCCCACACCCAGUAAAAAAAGAAAAAAAAUCGGGUUUGGUUGUGGUUGAAAUGAUUUCAUACUUAAUAAUAGUUUGGUUUUGCAAUUUCAAUGUUAAUUAUAAAAGGAAGCUUCUUAUACAUCUUUUCUGUUGAGGGGAUGAAACUAAACGGAAAAUUUCUCUUUAAGCUUUGACAGUAAAGCAUUUCGACUCGUUUCUAGACAUUUGAAGAGAUUUAGAAGUGUGUGUGGGGGCAGGAGUCUGUGUGUGUCUCUUGUCUCAGUGUGGUGGAGAGUGAAUAGUGCCCCCCCCCCCCAGUGCUCUUCUCUUAAUUGAUGACUGCAAAUCGUUGUUUUACUGAUGUGCACCUUCCUUUACUUGAAUUUUUACUUUGUUUUCAAUUGUAUCUUUGAUUCUAUUGUAGCUGAUAGACCCAUCUUUGGAUAAGGGAUUUUGUUUUCUGCUUUACUGGUUGCAAUUACAUUCUGUACAUUUUGUAUGAUUUCACUAUUUGCCAUAUAACCAAACUGAAUAUUUUUUUAUUUUCUUCCUAUCACCUUCCUCCAAAGUGAUUUCUCUUACUUCUGCUGUCUUUCCAAACGUUUUGAGAGUUCCCUCAUCCAAGAGCAAACUUUUCUUUUUUCCCCUGUUGUUUUAUACUGUAUUUAAUAGUCUAUUUAUUUUUUACUUUUAUUUAUUUAUCCUGAUAAACACUGAGCUGGGAUUAUAACUGAAGGUUGCUCUCUCUCAUUCUUAAUAAUAAUAAUUAAAAAAAAACUUAAAUGUCCUUUUAUUGCAGAGUUAUUCACCUGAGAUUGCCUUUGGUGCAUUUGUUGAGCAAUAAAGCCUUAAAUGAAACGCCUUGCUGUA